GGCUGUUUCAAACUCGUCCGGGCAGCUCCACUCAGGCUUCUCCGUGCGGUCAAGCUAUGAAAUAGGACCUUCCUCGACAAUUGGCGCAUCAUGGCGCUGGAGACAUCCAGCGGAUAUGUUGCUCCCAGCAACCUCACCGAGCCUUCUCCGGACGCCGCUCUCUCCAUGUUUGAUGUCCGACAUGUGCAGUUGCAGUUUCCGCUGGCUGCGGACUUUGUCGCAGCGCAGGUCGCUAACAAUGUGUUGAUCCUGGCGCUAUCAACAGGACGCAUACUGCGCAUCGAUCUAGAUACCCCCGAAGACAUCGAUGAUAUCGACCUCCCCAAAAAAUCCUCGGAGAUAGGCGUCAUCCGCCGAAUGUUUCUGGACCCUUCUGCGUCUCAUCUAAUCGUUACCACCACCCUCGGCGAAAAUUACUACCUCCAUACUCAGUCCAGGCAACCCAAGCCACUUUCGCGACUGAAGGGCGUUUCGAUCGAGAGUGUCGCAUGGAACCCUUCUCUCCCGACGGCUUCGACAAGAGAGAUACUUCUGGGAACAACGGAUGGCCAGAUCUGGGAGGCCUACAUUGAACCUUCGACUGAAUUCUACCGUCGCGAAGAGAGGUAUGCGCAUGUUAUCUACAAAGCGCCAGAUGCUUCUCCGGUGACGGGAAUUUGGGCGGAGGCAAUCCCCUCCAAGCCUGAGCUGAGACGAGUGCUAAUUGCGACUCACGGCCAGCUACUGUGUUUCUCGGGACGGACAGGAAGAUACGGGAGAGAAGGGGGAAGUCCCAUCUAUGCGGACCUAUUCCAACGUGAAGCACCUGUGGUCCAUGAGAUCCAGAAGCCCUCUGGCGCCGCACCGUCGACGCUGGCUAUUUCACCCAUUGUUCCCGAGGGCCAGACUGUGAGUGGACAACCGGAGAAUGAGUUUGCAUGGCUCAGUUCACAAGGUAUCUAUCAUGGACAACUCCCGUACUCGACGCAGAAACUCACCCAGCCAUUCGAAAGCUCGAACAUGCUGCCACGGUCGAUGUUUCCGGCCAGUGAAUCUUCGCGAGGUGGCAAGAAGCUCAUACAGGAUCCAAUAACUGCCAUGACGUUAUCCCAGUGGCACAUUCUAGCCCUUGUCGAAGGAAGGGUUAUCGCUGUCAAUCGGAUGAAUGAGGAAAUUGUCUACGAUGAAGUAGUACUUGAACCGGGCCAAAGUGCUUUGGGUCUUUUGACGGACGCGAUGCAGCACACCUACUGGCUGUUUACCAGCCAGGAGAUCUUCGAGAUCGCUGUCGAGGACGAGGAUAGAGACGUUUGGAAGGUCUUCUUGCAGAAACAGAUGUUCGACGAGGCUCUGCAGUACGCCCGUACCACGGCGCAAAAGGAUGCCGUUUCCACCGCUUCAGGUGACUUCCUCGCCAGCAAGGGUCGUUACCUCGAGGCGGCUAAUGUCUGGGGUAAGAGCAGUAAAGGGUUUGAAGAGGUCUGCCUGACACUGAUCAACCGGGGCGAGCAUGAUGCCCUGCGAAAGUACCUUCUUGGCCAGCUUUCGACGUACAAAAAGUCCUCAUCGAUGCAGAGGAUAAUGGUUGCCAGCUGGCUUGUCGAGGUAUUCAUGACAAAGUUGAACUCGCUCGACGACAACAUCGCCACCAGAGCUGAACUGGCGGAGGGAACAAGCACGGAGGAGGUCAAGGAUGAGCUGGGCAGUGUGCGGGCCGAGUUCCAGGAGUUUGUCACCAAAUACCGCGCCGACUUGGACAAGAAGACCGCGUACAACCUCAUCAGUAGCCAUGGCCGGGAGGAGGAGCUGCUUUUCUUUGCCACGGCGGUCAAUGACCACAGCUAUGUGCUGUCCUAUUGGAUCCAGCGGGAGAAAUGGUCCGAGGCGCUCAAUGUUCUGCAAAGACAGAGCGAACCCGACGUUUUCUACAAGUAUAGCAGCGUCCUCAUGACUCAUGCUGCAGCGGGACUCGUCGACAUCUUGAUGCGGCAGACCAACCUUGAGCCGGAGAAACUGAUUCCUGCGUUGCUGAACUACAAUAAGACGGUUAAUGUUCCCCUUGGGCAGAACCAGGCUGUGCGCUACCUGAACUUCAUCAUUGUCAACCACCCGAAACCGUCGGCGGCGGUACAUAAUACCCUGAUAUCAAUCCACGCAUCAAGUACGUCGUCCUCAGAGGCAGGGCUUCUCACCUACCUUCAGUCACAACCGUCGUCGCCGCCCCCGUACGAUGCCGACUUCGCCCUCCGUCUUUGUAUUCAACACCAGCGCGUGCAAUCAUGCGUCCACAUCUACAGCGCCAUGGGACAAUAUCUCCAGGCGGUGGAGCUGGCUCUGCAGCAUGACGAUAUCGAGCUGGCCGCCAUUGUGGCCGACCGACCGGAAGGGAACGACAAGCUCCGGAAGAAGCUCUGGCUCCUUGUUGCGGAGAAGAAGAUCCGCCAGCCUGGAACGGGCAUCAAAGACGCAAUUGAGUUCUUGCGACGAUGCGAAUUGCUCCGCAUCGAGGAUCUCAUCCCGUUCUUCCCAGACUUCGUCGUCAUCGACGACUUCAAAGACGAGAUAUGCAGUGCGCUGGAGGACUACUCCCGGCAUAUCGAUGCUUUGCGGCAAGAGAUGGAUAACUCGGCCCAUACGGCACGUCAGAUCCGGACGGAAAUCGCGGCCCUGGACACGCGGUAUGCCAUUGUUGAGCCCGGGGAGAAGUGCUGGCUCUGCUCGUUGCCAGUGCUCAGCCGGCAGUUCUUCGUCUUCCCGUGCCAGCAUGCCUUUCACAGCGACUGUCUGGGCAAGGAGGUGCUGGAUGGUGCCGGUGGCAAGAAGAAGUACAUCCGCGACCUGCAAGCGCAGCUGAACAAGGGGACGGUAGGAGCAUCGCGACGAGAGGAGAUUGUGCGGGAACUGGACGGACUAAUCGCAGAGGCCUGUGUGCUCUGCGGCGACCAUGCAAUCAAGCAGAUCGACAAGCCGUUUGUUUCGGAGGCAGACGGGGCCGAUGAAUGGGCAUUGUAGUUUGGCAUGUUAACUCAGCAUACUUACGUGCAUGUCUUUUUUCCCGGUAGCUAAGUAUGUACUCUGGUCGUACGAUAUGGCGCCUUGCAUUAUCAGCGUGAACGAAUCAUUUCUCUUGCUUUGAUUGCCCGGUAUAUAAUAUGCAAUAUCAACAUGGACAUAGCCUUAGCUUAAUCCAAU
Messenger RNA from Aspergillus sclerotioniger CBS 115572, 3171 nucleotides. RefSeq names its product vacuolar protein sorting protein DigA. The transcript has 3 exons. Gene Ontology annotation, cellular component: endosome; HOPS complex. The record is from RefSeq and is a predicted model, not a curated record. Gene Ontology annotation, molecular function: protein-macromolecule adaptor activity. Lineage: Eukaryota; Fungi; Ascomycota; Eurotiomycetes; Eurotiales; Aspergillaceae. Bases 91 to 2991 code for a protein of 966 amino acids. Gene Ontology annotation, biological process: organelle fusion; endosome organization; intracellular protein transport.